Messenger RNA from Salvia miltiorrhiza (redroot sage), 2048 nucleotides. Its product is annotated as cytokinin dehydrogenase 9-like. The transcript is spliced from 4 exons. The coding region runs from base 279 to 1817 and encodes 512 amino acids. The record is from RefSeq and is a predicted model, not a curated record. Gene Ontology annotation, biological process: cytokinin metabolic process. Gene Ontology annotation, molecular function: cytokinin dehydrogenase activity; FAD binding. Lineage: Eukaryota; Viridiplantae; Streptophyta; Magnoliopsida; Lamiales; Lamiaceae.
UCUUUUUUCUUUUAUUUUGUUUCAACUUGGUAAACGCAAGAACUCUUAAAAAAAAAAAAAGUUUGUAGUGAAAUGAAACCCAUCCAAGUAGGCAGUCUUGAUACGGAUUCUUAACACUGAAGAUUGGUUGACUCUCCAACUCCAAUCCAACCUCUUUAAAUCCCCCUCCCUUCCCUCCUCAAACUCCACAACAACAACAACAACAACAACCUUUUCUUUUUUCCUUUUUAACUUGGGAGAAAAACAAAACAAUUCCUUGGACUUGUAGAAAAACAAACAUGUUUGGCAAUCUCAAUAGUAAUAUUGUUUUGUUGCUAUGCUGCAUGCUUCUCUCCCUCCCCCUCUCCGCCGCCCCCAUCCCGAUCCCGGUCCACGGCCAUUUUGCCUUCUCCGGCAACGAGUUCGCGGCCCGGGACUUCGGCAACCAGCUCCAUUCCCUCCCCUGGGCCGUCCUCCACCCGAAGAAGGCCUCGGACGUGGCGGCCACCAUCAAGCACGUGUGGCAGAUGGGGCCCGCCGCGUCCCUGACCGUGGCCGCCCGGGGCCACGGGCACUCCCUGCAGGGCCAGGCCCAGGCUCCGCAGGGGAUCGUCGUCAACAUGGAAUCCCUCCGCGGCCCCCAUGAAAUGCACCUCGUCAAGGGCGGCCCCUCCUCCCCCUACGUGGACACCCCCGCCGGCGAGCUCUGGAUCAAUGUCCUCCACCACUGCCUCAAACACGGCCUCGCCCCCAAAUCCUGGACCGACUACCUCCACCUCACCGUCGGAGGCACCUUGUCCAAUGCCGGCAUUAGCGGUCAGGCCUUCCGCCACGGCCCCCAAAUCAGCAAUGUCCGCCAGCUCGAGGUCAUCACCGGCAAGGGGGACCUCGUCGUUUGCUCCGACGACAACAAUGCUGACCUCUUCCACGCCGUCCUCGGCGGCCUCGGCCAAUUCGGGAUCAUUACCAGAGCAAGAAUCUCCCUCGAGCCCGCGCCAAAGAUGGUGAAAUGGAUCAGGGUUCUGUACUCGGAUUUCGCAACCUUCGCUAGGGACCAAGAGCGGCUGAUAUCGGCGGAGAAGACGUUCGACUACAUCGAAGGGCUGGUCAUCGUGAACCGGACCGGUCUCAUCAACAACUGGCGAUCCUCAUUCAACCCACAAGACCCGGAUCAAGCCAGCCACUUUGUGUCGGAUGGAAGGACUCUCUUCUGCCUUGAGCUCACCAAGAACUUCAAUCCUGAUGACGAAGCUGACAUAGAUAAGGAAAUUAAGUGGUUAUUAUCUGAAUUAAGCUACAUCCCAUCAACACUGUUUGUUACACAAGUUUCAUAUGUGGAAUUCUUGGACAGGGUCCAUGCAGCAGAGCUCAAAAUGCGAUCAAAAGGGCUGUGGGAUCUCCCACACCCAUGGCUCAAUCUCCUCGUGCCGCGCUCCAAAAUCCACACCUUCGCCGACGGCGUCUUCGGCAACAUUCUAACCGACACCAACAACGGCCCCGUCCUCAUCUACCCACUAAACAAAUCAAAGUGGGACAACAGAACUUCGUUCGUGACGCCGGAUGAAGACGUGUUCUACCUGGUGGCGUUCCUCCCGCACGCGGCGGAGAGCGAGGGGCUGCAGAAUCUGCUGAAUCAGAACAGGAGAAUCUUGAAUUUCUGCGAUGCGGCGGAGCUGGGAGUGAAGCAGUAUCUGCCGCACUACAAAACGCAGGAGGAAUGGCGGGCCCAUUUCGGGGCGCGGUGGGAGAUCUUUGCACAGAGGAAAUCGGCCUACGAUCCUCUCGCGAUUCUCGCGCCGGGGCAGAGGAUUUUCCAGAAAUCCAUCUCGAUUUUAUGACGGAAAAAGAGAAAAACUCAACUCAUGAUACAACCAAAUUUUCAGCUUUAAGAAGAAAAGCCUGAAUAUGGAAUUAAAUACAACUAUUGUAUAGAUAUAUUAAUUAUCGUUAUUUUUUUAUACCUUCUCAGAUCUUAAAAGAAAACAACUGUAAAGUAUCAAGGGGAGGAAAUAUUCUAAACUGCUUAAACAAAUUACUCCAUUUAGUAGUAACAUUUUAUUUUAACAUUA